This is a messenger RNA of Komagataella phaffii GS115, 501 nucleotides long. RefSeq names its product Dinucleoside triphosphate hydrolase. The transcript has a single exon. Gene Ontology annotation, molecular function: catalytic activity. The record is from RefSeq and is a predicted model, not a curated record. NCBI's taxonomy places the organism in Eukaryota, Fungi, Ascomycota, Pichiomycetes, Pichiales, Pichiaceae. Bases 1 to 501 code for a protein of 166 amino acids.
AUGUCGAAGGUUCUCUUUUCGAAUUUCAAUGUCACAUCGCAGGUAUUCUACAGGUCAAAGUACUCGUAUGCGCUGGUCAAUUUGAAGCCGAUUGUCAACGGACAUGUUCUGGUUGUGCCCCUAAGAGUUGUCUCCAGGUUGAAAGAACUCACGAAGGAAGAGUCCAUUGAUUACAUGGAAACAGUCCAAUUAGUUCACCAGUUUAUUGAAAAAUAUUAUAAUGCCGAUGGGUUGAACAUUGCAAUUCAAGAUGGGAAUGCAGCCGGACAAAGUGUCCCCCAUCUACACACACAUUUAAUCCCCAGGUAUUAUCCCGAUGGAUAUGGGGAUGGAAUUUAUGCCAAACUGGAAGACAAUGAGCAAAAACUGGAAAAUAACUACAGAAAAUUCAAAGUUCUAUCGGAUGAGGACCGGAAACCAAGAACUUUGGAAGAGAUGACAGCAGAGGCUGAAAAUUUGGCCAAAGAACUGGAAACUUUCAAAGGAAACUUAACUUCAUAA